UGGUACCAGGCCCGGUUUGGGACGCUGUCGGACUACUUUGCUGCGCUGCACCGGCGGCUGGCGGAGGCGAGAACAAAGUUGCCCACGCUGCGCGGAGACUUCUUCACCUACGCUGACCGGGACGACCACUACUGGAGCGGAUACUUCACCUCGCGGCCGUUCUACAAGCGGCUGGACCGGACCCUGGAGUCCACACUCAGAGCCACUGAAAUCUUUUACACUCUCACGUUGGCUGAAAUGCGUCGUUUCCGUGGCGACGGUCUUUUGGUCGAAGGGUUUCCGGCACACGAACAUUACCAACGGCUGACAGAAGGGAGACGGAGCUUGGGCCUGUUCCAACACCACGAUGCUGUCACGGGAACAGCACGGGACCCGGUGGUGAUCGACUACGGAACCAGGUUGUUUCAUGCCAUCCUGAACCUGCGCCAGGUGCUGCUGAGCUCCGCCCACUGGCUAAUCCUGUUGGACAAGAGCCAGUACCACAAAGACCAAUCAAAACCCUUCUUACAAAUGGAUGAGGUGAUUUCGGCGCAGGACGCUUUGCCUCAGAAGACAACGUUGACGCUUGGCGAUGAGCCCAGGUCGGUGAUCGUUUUGAACCCGACGGAGCAGCUCCGUACAUCUGUCAUCACGCUGGUGGUGGAUUCUCCAGACGCUCGCGUCGUCGAUGCAGCAAGCGGUCGACCAAUGGCAGUGCAGGUCUCGGCUGUGUGGGCGGAGCCUAGUAAAAUGUCUUCAAAAGCCUUCCAGCUCUCCUUCACCGCUGAACUUCCUCCUCUGUCACUCACCGUGUAUCAUGUGAUCAAAGCUCCGGCUGGCUCCGCCUCCCGGGCGCGCUAUGUCGUUCAUCGCCAUGGCGACCCACCAACCGUCCACUCUGAGCACUUCCAGGUGUCCCGGCUCCAAGGAGCUGAAGCCGACUUGUCUCUGUCGCUUAGCAACAAGCACCUUCAGAUAUGGAGCUCCCCAGAAACUGGCCUGCUGCAGAAGCUGCAGCUGCAGUCCGGUCGGGUCCGACAGGUCCAGGUCCGCUUUCUGUGGUACGGAACCAGAACCUCAGGGGACCGCAGUGGAGCGUACCUGUUCCUGCCAGGAGGGGAGGGUCCUCAGGCCUACUCGUCCUCUGGACCCCCCCUGAUCCGGGUCACUAGGGGCCCCAUCUUCUCUGACAUCACUUCCUGUUUCCCACACUUCACACACACUGUGCGGCUCUACCACCUGGACGGGCAUGCUGGGAAAUCCCUGGAGAUCUCCAACAUGGUGGACAUCAGGUCGGAGACCAACAAGGAGCUGGUCAUGCGGCUUGUCACUGAUGUCGCCAGCGGCAACCGUUUCUAUACCGACCUCAAUGGCUUCCAGAUGCAGCAACGCCGCUCGCUGGAGAAGCUCCCCCUGCAGGCCAACUUCUACCCGAUGACGUCGGCGGCGUUCCUGCAGGACGCAUCGAGUCGUCUGUCGCUGCUGUCGGCGCAGAGCCAGGCGGCGGCAUCGCUGCGACCCGGUGAGCUGGAGCUGGUGCUGGACCGGCGGCUGCAGCAGGACGAUAACCGUGGUCUGGGUCAGGGGGUCACCGACAACAAGCCGACCGCCACCCUCUACCAUCUGCUGCUGGAGGACCGGGGCGGGGCCGAGGAAGUGGGCGGAGCCUCAGUGGAACACCUGUCUCUGCUCGCCCACCUGGCCUCUCUCUCCCUCUCCCAUCCUCCAAUCACCAUGGUCGGCCCGGGCGACAGCCAGCUGCCGAAGCUACGCCCUUUCCAAGCGUUGCACUCCUCGCUGCCGUGCGACCUUCACUUGUUGAACCUGAGGACGCUGGAGGACCCGAAGGAAGCUGGGAGCCCGUCACAGGAAGUGGCGCUCCUCCUCCACAGGAAGGGGUUUGACUGUAGCUCCAUCCCCACCCCGCCCCCAGCCUGCUCCUGGAAUGGCCUGGAUGAGCUGGACCUGGACGAUCUGUUCGCUCCGCUGCAGUUCCGCUCGCUGCGUCGCUCCGGCCUCACGCUGCUCCGGGACCACGACCAGCCUGACUCCGCCCACCAGGCGCAGGAGCUCCGCCCCAUGGAGAUCAGCGCAUUCCGCGUGGAGAUCGACUGAUGAAGCUGCAAGCAGGAAGUCUGGCUCUUUCACAAUAAAAGGUGAUCAAACACU
Messenger RNA from Poecilia latipinna (sailfin molly), 2148 nucleotides. RefSeq names its product alpha-mannosidase 2-like. The transcript is spliced from 14 exons. Gene Ontology annotation, biological process: mannose metabolic process; protein deglycosylation; N-glycan processing. Gene Ontology annotation, molecular function: carbohydrate binding; alpha-mannosidase activity. The record is from RefSeq and is a predicted model, not a curated record. Gene Ontology annotation, cellular component: Golgi membrane. Lineage: Eukaryota; Metazoa; Chordata; Actinopteri; Cyprinodontiformes; Poeciliidae. The annotation marks the transcript as partial.